AUGCAUCAUCUACGUGAUUCGCUGCUUAGCUCUUCCCCACGGGGCACACCUUGUCUCACCACAUCACAAGCUCGCCGAAUAGACCAGGAGGAUACGCGGCAGUGCAUCGCUCGGGGAGAAUUCCAGGAAAUUCGAGGCGCGGCCUUCCACAACCGAACCUGGAUCACUACCUCCCGCUACUGCGAGGUUGGAGAUGGAGUAGAUUCCCUUGUGGAAUACAUCCAUUCCAUGUGGUAUACGUACUACCAGCUCGGACGGAAUAUCUCAUGUGAAACACCUGACCACGAGGGUCUUAUCCUCGACAUCGUCCGGAUUCAAGGACUAGGACCACUGACUCGACCGGUGCGAGGGAAUUACGGGGUUGAUAUUGCUCGAACGGUCGACGGCACGUUGUGGAAUGAUCUGCCUUUCUUAGCCACCGACAUGACUGAGUUCUGGAAUAGCGACUCUCCGACGAUGUCGGGUGCUCAUCGACUUAAUUUUGCGACUUUCCUGGCUAAACUAGCAUCGACCCGCGUCGCUAAGGAUCGACUAUGUCAGAUUGCCCUCGUUUUAUUCCGCAAUUUGUUUGAGGAGAGACAGGGACUUCGUAGCGGAGAGGAGUCAGAUGAGGAAGAUCUAAAGCGAAGCGUACAUCAGCUUGAAAUCUUCCACUUAUUGCCGGCUGCUGUGGCUUGGCUUCGCCAUGCAGGCUCUAGUCUGAUUUUACUCUCAGAAGUCUACUGGAAUGAUUGUCCUAGUGUUAUCAGCAAGGGGGGCGAGAAAUUCAUCGAGUCAGACCUUGGGCAACGGUCACCCACGGGGUUUUCACCAUGGCGAUAUAUGUACUGGCUCAAGCGACUCCAUGAAAUCCAGGAAGAGGCCAAGGAGGCCCAAGAGGGACUCUUAGAAGAGUACGCCACGGAUGCCAUUGAUUACAUGGUCAGCAGAAUCACGGAACGAAGCUCUGAAGUCUUGAGGGCAUAUCAAAACGGCGGAGAUUCCUUGCACCAGGAGAAGCAUCUGCUGUGCCUCAAGAAUCUGUUGAACGAUGGAACCAUGGACAGUGAAGACUCGGAGAAUGGCUCGAAGGAUGGAUCGCAUGAUGCCGAAGUAGAUACCAAGGCAGAUGCCAACUAG
Molecule: messenger RNA, 1119 nt
Organism: Penicillium nucicola
Lineage: Eukaryota; Fungi; Ascomycota; Eurotiomycetes; Eurotiales; Aspergillaceae
Product: DUF3632 domain-containing protein
Exons: 1
Coding region: 1-1119 (372 amino acids)
Source: RefSeq, a predicted model, not a curated record